AUGACAACCAUUCAUCACCAGCAGAUGGUACAGGAGCAUGUGUCCAUGGAGUUCUCCAGCUCUGCCACCCACGUGCAGACCUUCUCCCAGACAACCACAGUUGUGGGAGCUCAAGCAGGCAUGAGCUCUCAAUCCCUGGGUGAGCUCCCACCUGGAGCCCUUUCUGACCUCUCGCCAGACUCACAGAGGAGGUCACGACAAAGAAGUCCUCAGCACAGCCUGACUGUUCUUCAGCCUGGUGACCAGAGUUGCAGCAUCCCAGCAGGAGAGAGCGUCCCCAAGUUCAUGGAGAAUUAUCCCAUCGCCACUCCUGAGUAAGAUAAAGCCGUGUUCUGAGCCCGGGUUCAGGGAAACCCCAAGCCCUCUGUGUCCUGGAAGAGGGAGAGCAUCCCCAUAACCGCAAAGAUCUAUGACAGCACCAACAGGGAGACUCUGAUCCAAUUGGAACCACUGACCUCAGAUGACUCCAACAACUAUACGUGAUAAAACAACGAACACAGACCCUACCUACACUAUACUGUCUCUGUCCCACUGUGCACCUUUCUGUCCUCGGAUCAAAAACAACUAGAUUUCAAGGAGAUGCUCACAAGAGAUAAGGAUGGGAGAGCUCCCCCUCCCCACAAGAAGCAGCAGAAGGAGAAAGAGAGGCUGGAGACUUUGUCCAAGGUACAUCCCAAGAAGAGCUUUGAAAAGGUUUGUGUGGAGUAAGGUUUCACUGACUUCCAAGAGCUGCUCAGGAAGCUCAAAGGGACAAAGAAGAAAACAGAAGUGGAGGCCAUUAGGAUUCUGAAGCUCCUGAAAGACGCAGAGACCAAAGCUGACACCACUGUAGUCUUUGACUGCACUGUGGAGCUGAAGGACCCCAACAGGAGGAUGAUAUGGAUGAAGAAGUCUCCUGCUAAACCCUUCAUCAGCUUUCCUACCUGUUCCCUGAGGUGGGAUUCUGAGCCUCUGAGGAUCCAGUACUCCCUGGGCAAGUAUGAUGCGAGGUAGGUGGGUACCAAGUACAUGCUGAUUGUUACCAGUAUAAACAUGAGCGACGCCAGCAUCUACAGCCUCACUGUGGGAGAUGAGCGGACAUGGUUUGAAUGUGGCAUGAGCGCUCACAGUGCUGUGUAUGACUGUGGCGUGAGCACUCACAGUGCUAGGUAUGACUGUGGCGUGAGCACUCACAGUGCUGUGUAUGACUGUGGCGUGAGCACUCACAGUGCUGUGUAUGACUGUGGCGUGAGCACUCACAGUGCUGUGUAUGACUGUGGCGUGAGCACUCACAGUGCUGUGUAUGACUGUGGCGUGAGCGCUCACAGUGCUAGGUAUGAAAGUGGUGACACAGGAGAAAGGACAGUGGGCUAUGCAGGGAAGGGCUGCAUGGAGUGGGAGUCACCAGAAAAAGGAAACACAGAAUGUAGGGAGAACAAUGAGGUGGUAAGUACCAUGGGAGAGUGUAGCAUAGUGGCUGAGAAGUCAGACUCUGAAAAGUGUCUAGCCACCGUGAAGAGUGGGACGACAGAUGCACACGCAGCCACUGGGAAUCCGACUGAGUUGUGUGUAGUUGAGAAAAUGGGCAUGUGGCUGGAGGACGGCCAGGGGAUCACAGGUUUGCAUGGUGUGCUGAUAGUGAAGCAGGGUGCCGUACACAAGCUCAUCUUCCCCAACAUGGGCUAAGAGCAUGUGGGCAAAUACACAUUCCAGGCCGAAGAGGAAAGCGAAGCCUCAGUGUCCGCUACAGAUCCUCCUACCAUUGACCCGUCAAUCCUGAAGCCACCAGCUGCAUAUCCUGUGAUGGUGAAGGCAGGCCACUCAGCCCACAGCAAGGUGCCCUUCUAGGCAAGGGCAUUGCCCAAAGUGUUCUGGUACAAGGAUGGUAUGGAGGUGACCGAGGAGGCCAUGUCCAUGGAGCACAGUGAAGACCAGGCUCUACUCGCCGUCUCAAAUGUGAGUGAAGACAGUGGCUAUCUGCUCAAGCUCAAGGACUGCCAUGGCACAGCCACUGCCACUCUCAUCUCCACAUGCCAGGUAAGGGCACAGCUACGGGGUUAUCUUAGGGCACUGCUGCCUAACACUCAGGGAGAGUGGCUCCAAAGGAGGCCCUGUACAAAGUUGCAGUGGGACAGCAGCCGGCAGCCUGUGACACAAUUCAUGUUAGAAUGCAGGGCUGUUGGCAAGAAGUCCUGGACUAAGGUAGGGGAAGUCGAUGGCAAAGGGACCAAUUUGUCCACCUGCAAAGUAGGGGGGACAGCCUUCCGGUUCUGUAUCCUGGCAGUCAAUUCAGAAGGUGUGAGUGACCCCUGGAGACUGACGAAGUCUGCAGGAAAUCCCAGUGAACCCCCUGGUCUUCCUUUCCCUCAGGUGGCUGAUGUGACCAAGGUCGUGACCAUCACACAGAAUGCCCCUGCCUAGGACUGCAGAGCCCCAGUGCUUGGCUACAUUCUGGAACGGAUAAAGAAAGGCAAUAAUCUGUGGGUGCCAGUCAACACGGACCCUGUUCAGUCCACCAAGUACACCGUGGAUGGCCUCAGAGAAGACACAGACUAUUAAGUCUGAGCUAUAGCUGUGAAUAAGGCAGGCCCCGGUAUGCAGGAUGCCAUUCAGUUCAGUGGUGGCAAGGAUCCUGUUAAACCCCCAGGCCUGGUACAAGGCCAGCACAUGCCUGAUUCCUCUAAAUCCAGCAUCUCCCUUGGCUCGAGGGAGCCUGCAGAGGAACCAUCUGGCUACAUCCUUGAGAUGCAGGCUGAAGGCAGCAAGGACUGGUCUGAGUGCAGGAAGAUCCCCAUCUCAGGCACCUGCUCCACGGUGGGGAGCCUCACUGAGAGGCAGAAAUACUUCUGUAUCUGAGCUGUCAAGGCUGCUGUCGGGGAGCCUGUGGAGCUAGAUGAAGGGGUUCAUGCUAUGCCACUGCCAGCUGCCCCUGAGUUUGACCCCAGUGCCCAGCUGAGUCACAUGGUAGUGCAUGCUGGGACUGCCUUGUGCAUCCAUGCGGCCUUCUCUACCAUCACCAGGGACAAAAACUUCUCUCAGUUCCUCAUUAAUAGCACCAAGCGUCCUGACUCAGGAGUGUAUCAGAUCUUGCUCCAGAAUGAGUUUGGAGAGGCACACCAUGGUAUUCAUCCAACAGACCUGGUAACUCUUCAGGAUUUCUCCAGACCCCCGAGCAACCCACAGAUGUUUGAGGAGGUUCCCCACACAGUGACUAUGACCUGGAUCACAGUCCACUAUGUCAUCCUAAAGAGGGACGCUAGCAGCCCCACCUGGUUCACCACAGCUGAGCAUGUCUUCAGGGACAAGUGCAGGGUGACGGGGCCUCCCUGGCAGGAAGUGCUGCUCAGAGUGGUGGCUCAGAUGGUUGGUGACAGCAACCCACUGGACUCCAAGGAUACCUGGACUAAGCCACACAUGAGGCUCCAUAGCCAGGACUGCACCACGACCUGUGCCUUCCUUGGGAACCCACGGCCCAUGGUGACCAUCUACAAGAGCGAUGUCAACAUCAACUCUAGUUCGUACAACUCCACCGGUGGCAUGUGCACCCUGGUCAUCGCCACCUGCACACUUAUGGACAGUGGUGAGCACAGCAUACUGGUGGAGAAAGAGCUGGGCAGGGACUGCAGCAGCUGCACUUUAAUCUUUCAGACAAAGGUUGACAAAUCAAUCCCAGCAUCGCUCACUGAGUAUCCACAGAGGAAAGCAAAGCACCUUAUGUGAGCUCCAGUCCAGAGGCAUCAGAGGCCGCUGUGAGUUUGCCUUCUGGUAUAUGCCACCAUAAACAUGCUGUGAAGGGAUGAGACAGUAAACUCCCUGAGCUCAGCCCCUCUGUUCCUGAGUCAGUGCAACAGGACCAUGGGGAUGAACACGUGUAGGGCAGACCAGUCUCCAAAUUCACCACAUGGGGUCACCUUGUGACUUGCCUUCCCCUUCCCCACAGCCAUACUGACCCCACCCUCCCCUCAUAGCACAAGGGCAAGUCUUGGUGACUUCACCCUCCUCAUCGCUCCCUCCCAUGUCUUCACAUAAUGUAGGUCUAUGUCCAGCAUUCUGGUGUUUAAAAGGAUCAGGACAUUAGUCCUUUAGUGUCCAGGGAUUCUCCCACCCAAAUAACAAGGGACUGAUCAUCCAGUUUACUUGUUUUAAACAUGUUUUACAGUAGAACACUUUCUUGGUCUUAAACUACUGACUUGAAGUAAUAGAGGGUCUCUGACCCUUGCUUCUCUCCUUUUGCUACCUGCCCCCAUGAAAGGCUUCCUAAAAAGCCUAGUUUGGAUCACCUCAAUGGCUCACAGUAGUACAGAGCUCAGUGGUAGAACACAUUUCAGCAUGUGAAAAGCCUUGGGUUUAAUCCCCAGCACCAAAGAAAAAACAAAACUGUCUGAAAAGUCAUGGAUUCAUUCAAUACCCAUGAGAUUUGAAUCUCCUACAUCAUAUCCCAAAAAUGGACAGCAAUUAUGCCAAUGGUCUACUCCCCACCAUCCAAGGUAACCCUUUCCACUUCCAGGGUAGAGCAUAGCUUGUUAAAAUGCCAGUGCCUCUGAGUGGAGUAGCACAUUAUUCUGCCAAGGCUUCAGAUCUAAAGCAAGACUCAGUCAAUCUAAUCCAUUCCUCCCAGCUGAUCUGCUGUGUCCAAGGAGAUGCUACAAGGGAAGUCUGCAUCCUAUCGGAGCAGCAGCAGGUCUGAGCUGGGGACAGGGAGUCUGCAGCAGCAGAAUGCACUGCAUAGCUAAGUUACCAAGAUUGCUGGGCACCUAGGAAAAAAGGAGUCUGUCAAGGACAAACAUGGACAAUGGCAAUACCCAUCCCCCACCCUCUUGACCUACAACCUCAAACACACACGUGACCAGGGAAGUGAGACCCACUCAAACAAGUACAGUGUCAGCAGAACCAGGGAGCCAGGCUGGCGCCAAGAUGCCCUAGCCAAGACGGUGACCCAGGCUGUGAGGACAGCUAGGGCUCCUGGCACCAUGCCUCCACCCCUCCACCCCUGUCCAGGACAGGCACGUGCCACACAGGCAGACAAGUUAGAAAGCCAGAGGUCCUUGGUUUUUAUUUUUCUCACAUGGGCAGCAGAGGAUGGAGGUACCCCACCCUUGCUCCCCUUGCAUUGACUGUGCCUUGGGUCUUAAGACCCCAAAGUGUCACUGGAGUGCCUUCCUCUUUCUCCCAGUACAGGAGGGACAGAGAGGAAAGCAUCAUUGUUGGUGUGUCAAGGAAGGGCAUCCUGCUCUCUGAGCCAGGGUAAGCGCCCCUCAGUACUUCUCUGAGGUCCUCUCCCUAUUAGUUUUUUACAGACAGCAGAACAAAGACACAUGGCAGAGAAACACAGACAGGCUGGGAAAAAGAAC
Messenger RNA from Nannospalax galili (Upper Galilee mountains blind mole rat), 5330 nucleotides. It is a transcript of the gene Igsf22, whose product is annotated as immunoglobulin superfamily member 22. Lineage: Eukaryota; Metazoa; Chordata; Mammalia; Rodentia; Spalacidae. Gene Ontology annotation, molecular function: protein binding. The record is from RefSeq and is a predicted model, not a curated record.